This is a messenger RNA of Symbiodinium natans, 1662 nucleotides long. The record is from the annotation of a GenBank genome assembly. NCBI's taxonomy places the organism in Eukaryota, Dinophyceae, Suessiales, Symbiodiniaceae.
AUGCAGCCGGACUCUCACACACCAGGUUCUCCUCUACCAGCGUCCACGUACGCAGCGGACAUCGGCUACCUGGUGGAUGGCACUCCCAUGGAGACGGCCGGCAACAACUCUGUGAGGGGUGGCGCCACGCCUCCACCAGCACCUCCAGUGGCGGCCGCGGCAUUCGUUGGCUCCAGUGCACCGGCAUCUGCGCCCGCACCAGCACCAGCUGCACCGACACCUGCACCUGCAGUGGCUGCGCCCGGUGCUCCUCGCACUGCCAUGUACGGGAGGAAGUUCGAAUACAGCUUCCAGAAGGAUGCCUUCGCCGACUGCGAGUUCAGCAACGACGUGGGCUAUCUUCCCGACGGCACUCCAAUGAACAAGGCGGGCAAUGCCAUCAACCAUCCGGAGAGUAUUGGUCCGGACAGCCAUGCACCUGGCUCACCGUUGCCCAGGGCCAACUUUGUCAAUUCCAUCGGCUACUUGCCGGAUGGCACUCCCAUGAAUGCAGCUGGCAACGCCAUCAACCACCCGGAGACCAUGCAGCCAGACCUUCACACGCCAGGCUCUCCUCUGCCAGAGUCUGUGUAUGCAGCCGACGUGGGCUAUUUGGUGGAUGGCACUCCCAUGGAGACGGCCGGCAACAACUCUGUGAGGGGUGGCGCCACGCCUCCGCCAGCACCUCCAGUGGCGGCCGCGGCAUUCGUUGGCUCCAGUGCACCAGCAUCUACGCCCGCACCAGCACCAGCUGCACCGACACCUGCACCUGCAGUGGCUGCGCCGGGUGCUCCUCGCACUGCCAUGUACGGGAGGAAGUUUGAAUACAGCUUCCAGAAGGAUGCCUUCGCCGACUGCGAGUUCAGCAACGACGUGGGCUAUCUUCCCGAUGGCACUCCAAUGAACAAGGCGGGCAAUGCCAUCAACCAUCCGGAGAGUAUUGGUCCGGACAGCCAUGCACCUGGCUCACCGUUGCCCAGGGCCAACUUUGUCAAUUCCAUCGGCUACUUGCCGGAUGGCACUCCCAUGAAUGCAGCUGGCAACGCCAUCAACCACCCGGAGACCAUGCAGCCAGACCUUCACACGCCAGGCUCUCCUUUGCCAGAGUCUGUGUAUGCAGCCGACGUGGGCUAUUUGGUGGAUGGCACUCCCCUGGAGACGGCCGGCAACAACUCAGUCAGGGGUGGCGCCGUACCCGCGUCAGCUCCUGCAGCGGCUCCGGCACCCUCUGCCCCGACACCUCAGCCUGUGGUCGCAGCGGCCUUCGUCGGCUCGUCGGCAGGGACCUCAUCCAAAGUCAGGCACGCCGGGAACUUCGCCUACUCCUUCCAGAAGGACUCCUGGGCCGACCUGGAGUUCAGCAACGACAUCGGCUACCUGCCGGACGGCACGCCCAUGAACAAGGCCGGGAAUGCGAUCAACCACCCGGAGAACAUUCAGCCGGACAGCCAUGCUCCGGGAUCUCCGUUGCCUUCCGCCAUCUUCGUGAACGAUGUCGGCUACCUGCCAGACGGCACCCCGCUCAACAAGGCCGGCAACGCCAUCAACCACCCGGAGAACAUCCAGCCGGACCUUCACACUCCCGGUUCGCCGCUGCCUGCCUCCGUCUACGCGCAGGACGUGGGCUACUUGGUGGACGGCACGCCCAUGAGCACUGCCGGCAACCUCUCCGUCCAGCAGUAG